Ricinus communis (castor bean) is the source of this 4617-nucleotide messenger RNA. RefSeq names its product DNA replication ATP-dependent helicase/nuclease JHS1. Bases 490 to 4470 code for a protein of 1326 amino acids. The transcript has 33 exons. Gene Ontology annotation, cellular component: cytoplasm. The record is from RefSeq and is a predicted model, not a curated record. Gene Ontology annotation, molecular function: 5'-flap endonuclease activity; single-stranded DNA helicase activity. NCBI's taxonomy places the organism in Eukaryota, Viridiplantae, Streptophyta, Magnoliopsida, Malpighiales, Euphorbiaceae. Gene Ontology annotation, biological process: replication fork reversal.
AAACAAAAAAAUGUUUAUCUCAUAAAGGUUAUGAUUCUAAAAAAAUUAUCUUAUUCUAUUAUCGAUUUAAUAUGUUAUUGUAGGAAAAAGUACAAGUAUUAUAUGACAUUAAAUUAACAACCGAAAAGGAGUUAUUUGUACUAAAAAUGAAAAAGUUGUGUAUUUAUUAAAUCUAAAAGUUCAAAAGACAGGUACUUGGCCCGAGCUAAGAGUUCAGGGGUCAAUUGCAAAUACCUUCUUAAGUAAACUAAAAGGUCCCUUCGCAAAAUUACUCCUUUUAAACGAAAUCGUUUCCGUUACGAGAUGCUAGAAAAAUAAAACAUAAACGGUGGCGCAUCAAAAGAUACGACGACGUGGGAAAGUGAGUUGGCAACGCAGAAGAUUCCCUCUAAAACUAAAAAGUUUGGGCGGGAAAUCUGAGCUGCAACUAAAGAUAGGAGUGAAGUGAAGCCCUCAAAAAAAGGAAAAAAAAAAAAAAGGAGAAGAGGAAUGGGGCCAAGAAAGAAAUUGAAGUACUCUUCUCCGUCAUCGUCAUCAUCAUCUGCGACGAAGAAAUCAAACUCAAAUCAACAACAGCCUAGCAAGUAUGGGAUCCAACAUUUCUUCCAGCGCCAAACCCAAGUCUCACAAAAUCCUAAAGGAACUCCCACAAGCAAUGGAAAUGUCGAACCCGAUUCUGCUACUCGUGCUUCUGUCUUCCCAAAUCCUAAACCUCCAAUUACCAUUGAUGGACCUAGUUCACCAAUCGCUCUUCCCAAUACUCGAAAUCACAGGGAUAAUCCAGACUACAUCUCCCCUGAAAUUUCAAAAUCCCUUCCUCUAGACCUCCGCCGCUUCAAAUUCUCUCCUGGAAUGUUAAUAAAGCAGAGCCAAGAUGAUGGCGGCGAUGAGAUCACCUGGAAGAUUUCUCCAGUUAACCAAAGACUUGAAGCUGUUUCCAAGCACAUUCCUUCUCUUAUCAAACCAUUCCCAGAUUCCUUACCCAUGCGCCCCUGCUCUUUCAACCUCCAGACUUCUCUUGACAAGAAGGUCUCCUCACCAACACAGAUACAGGAAGUCGCUGCAAAUAGACUUGCAUUAAGUACAUUUCAGGACAAGCCCUCCCAUGCUACUCCCCACACUCCUUUCAGAACUCCACCCUCUCUUUCAUAUUCCCACCACUCUCUUGCUAAUGAUGCUGAAUGCAAUGGAGUACUACUAGAUCAACCAACUCUAAGGCAGCACAAAAAGGCAUUGCUUGAACUAUUAGAUCAAGUUGAAGAUGUCAUUUGUGUUGAAGAUUCUGAAUCCAGCGCCAACACUGCACUUUCAUCUCAACUUCGAUAUGAAAAUGCUAAUCAGAUGCCUCCCAAACUUGAUCCUGUGUUACAAAGAGAAGCACCAGCUUCACCAAAAAGAUUCACUAUGGAUCAUCAUUUUCUUGUAUUGGAGGUAUCUGAGAAGUACAGGCCUGCUGACCCCUUUGGUGCUUCUUCCCCAUAUAAGGUUCUUCGCUUGCUGAAUGAGCAGAAUGGAGAAGAACGAUCUGUCUGCCUGCUUGAGGAGUGGUAUUACAGUGUCAUUGCUCCUGGAGAUACUGUAAAUGUGAUUGGUGAGUUUGAUGACCAAGGGAGAUGUGAUGUGGACCAUGACAAUAAUCUUUUGAUUGUUCAUCCUCACAUUCUAGUCUCUGGAACUCGGGUUGCUGCAAGUUUCAGCUGUCCAAGACGUACUGUACUAGAUGAGAGGAUAAAAUGCCAUGAGCAUUCAGAAGCAGCAUUAAUUGGUACCAUGCUGCACCAAAUUUUUCAGGCUGGGCUUAUGAAUGAAAGUCCUACUAUUAACUUCUUGGAAGGAUAUAUGAGAACAGUUCUCCAGAAAAAUAUUGAGAGCUUGUAUGCAUGUGGAGUCACUGAAAACGAUAUGCUGAAGACCUUGAUUGAGGCUAUUCCAAAAAUAUUAGAUUGGAUUGUCCUAUUCAAACAGGAUUCAAAAGCUGCCAUUGUUAAUUUUGGUUCUGAUGAUGGUCUGCAAAAGCUAAAGAUAUCUGAGGUCAUUGAUAUAGAGGAAAUGGCAUGGGCGCCAAAAUACGGGUUGAAAGGAAUAAUUGAUGCUUCUAUCAGAGUAAAAGUAGAGUCAAAUGGAAAUGAAACAGAUGAGAAGAUUGUGCCGCUAGAGUUCAAAACUGGGAAAGUUCCUAAUGGACAGUCUUCUACGGAACAUCGUGCUCAAGUCAUCUUGUACACACUCCUUAUGUCCGAAAGGUACCUAAAGCAUAUUGAUUCUGGUGUUUUAUAUUAUCUCCGGUCAGAUCAGACACAGGGAAUUAUGGUACGGAGGUCUGAUGUCGUUGGGCUAAUAAUGCGUCGUAAUGAGCUAGCAAACGACUUUCUCAAGGCAUCACAAAUACAGCAACUGCCCCCAAUGCUACAGAGUCCAAGCAUGUGCAGAAGUUGCCGCCAUCUUGAUGUUUGUACCAUCUAUCAUAAGGCGCAUGGUGGAAGCACAGAAAGUAGUGGGCUGGGUGAUGUGUUUGAUUCACACGUUGACCAUAUAACACCUGCUCAUUGUGUUUUCUUCAGACAUUGGGAUCGGUUGAUUGAUUUAGAAGGUAAAGAGACACAGCUUGUAAAAGAUGAAAUCUGGCGUUCACAUCGUAUGAAGAGUGAUCAUUCCACUAGCUUCCUUUCUUCUAUUGUUCUUGAUCCUUCAAAUGGGCUUUCACAUCAGAAGUCUCUCAAUGACAACCGUUUCAUCUAUCGUUUUGUCCCUCGGAAAUUGGCCUCCCGUAAUGUCUAUGCAUCUAAUGAAGAUUCUUGUGCUCCGUCCUCUCCCAUGAAUGAUUUCAAUUGUACACUUAAAAUUGGAGAUUAUGUGAUUCUUAGUACUGAAUCUGGUCAUCAGACUGUUGCAAGUGGAGUUCUAACAGAUAUUAGCCAUUUCCAUGUUUCAGUUUCUUUCUCUAAGCACUUGAGACUUCCUGGCAGCAAUUCUUUUUCGGAAGUAAAUGAUCUCCUUCAGGAGGUCUGGAGGAUUGAUAAGGAUGAAGCCAUGACUUCAUUUUCAGUUAUGCGGUUCAACCUCGCACAACUGUUUCUACAGAGUGAACAAGGCUCUCAACUUAGGAAGAUGAUUGUGGACCUUGAGGCUCCUAGAUUUGAUAGUGGGUGUAUAUUUAGCCAAGAUCCAGCAAUUUCUUAUGUCUGGUCAGUGAAGAGUUUAAAUGGUGAUCAGCGGCGAGCAAUUCUGAAGAUACUUACAGCCAAGGAUUAUGCACUAAUACUAGGAAUGCCAGGGACAGGCAAGACAUCCACCAUGGUUUAUGCUGUUAAGGCCCUGUUGAUGAGAGGUGCAUCUAUCUUGCUUACAUCCUACACAAACUCAGCUGUUGAUAAUUUGCUAAUAAAAUUAAAAGCUCAGGGUAUUGAUUUCCUACGUAUUGGAAGAACUGAAGCUGUUCAUGACGAAGUUAGGACCAAUUGCUUUUCAACAAUGAAUGUACAGAAUGUAGCAGAAAUUAGACGAAGGAUGGACCAGGUUAAGGUUGUUGCAGUAACUUGUUUGGGAGUUACUAGUCCCUUGCUUGCAAACAAGAAAUUUGAUGUAUGCAUCAUGGAUGAAGCUGGACAGAUCACCCUCCCAAUAUCUCUUGGACCUUUGAUGUUUACUUCAAAAUUUGUUCUUGUUGGUGAUCACUAUCAACUGCCUCCACUUGUCCAGAGUACAGAGGCUCAAGAAAAUGGAAUGGGGAUAAGUUUGUUUUGCAGGCUCUCGGAAGCACAUCCUCAGGCAAUUUCAGCUUUGCAAAGCCAGUACCGUAUGUGUCAAGGCAUUAUGGAGCUAUCAAAUUCCUUGAUAUAUGGUGACAGAUUGCGUUGUGGUUCUUCGGAAAUUGCAAAUGCCAAACUUAAAUUUUCGAGUUUAAAAUCUUGUUCGUCAUGGUUAAGGGAGAUUCUGGAUCCAAGCCGAUCUGUUGUAUUUAUAAACACAGAUAUGCUGCCUGCUUUUGAGGCAAAAGACUCCAAGGCUGUGAAUAACCCAACGGAAGCUUACAUAGUUGCGGAGGUGACGAAGGAAUUAAUCAAGAGCGGGAUUCAAGGCGAAGAUAUUGGGAUCAUUACCCCCUAUAAUUCUCAGGCAAAUCUCAUUCGAACUGCUGUUGGCACAAUCUCUGUGGAGAUGCAUACCAUUGAUAAGUACCAGGGAAGAGACAAGGAUUGCAUACUGGUGUCAUUUGUGAGGUCUAGUGAGAAUCCUAGAAAUUGUAAAUCCUCACUGCUCGGAGACUGGCACAGGAUUAACGUGGCACUUACACGUGCAAAGAAAAAGAUGAUAAUGGUGGGGUCGUGCAAAACCCUCUCGAGUGUGCCGCUGCUGAAGCUGAUGAUGGGGAAGAUUGAAGAGCAAUCUGGGAUGUUGAAUCUGUCCAGGAAGGAUAUCAAGCUGGAAGAUCAUGACCAUAAAACAAAAACAUCCUGUAAUGUCUUCUAACUUGCAAGAGUAAAUGGAAAAUGUUUGGCUUGUUUAUAACUUAAUUUAAGAAUUCUUUUGUUAAAUGUUAGGUGAAUAAAAUGAAGUGUGCCUACUUACUGGAAUAAGAAUUUAAGAAGUCAAAAAAGAAAGAAAGGCUAGUGGUAA